Molecule: messenger RNA, 1245 nt
Organism: Hemibagrus wyckioides
Lineage: Eukaryota; Metazoa; Chordata; Actinopteri; Siluriformes; Bagridae
Product: serine/threonine-protein kinase H1 homolog
Exons: 4
Coding region: 1-1245 (414 amino acids)
Biological process (GO): protein phosphorylation
Molecular function (GO): ATP binding; protein kinase activity
Source: RefSeq, a predicted model, not a curated record
AUGGGUAAUAGUUCUAGCAAAGUAGGUUUCAUUUCAGAGCCUCCCAAGAAGCAUGCUUAUUUUAGCUUUAUGAAAGUGAAAUCCAACAAAAACAAGGAGUUUGGUAAUGAGUUCUGCAAGACUAAAAAACAGCUUCACCUUUGGAGUGAACGCAGUAAUGAGAGAAGCAACAUGUCAGAGACAAGAAACAGACACGGAAACAAAUGUGAAGAAAAGUUUCGGACAAGGUUUGAUCCCCGGAUCACUGCAAGGUAUGACAUCAAGGCUCUGAUUGGUCGGGGGAGCUUCAGCCAUGUGGUGCGUGUUGAGCACAGGUACACACACCAGCCCUUUGCAAUCAAACUCUUGGAGGUCGGGAAGCACAAAGGUCAGGAUACAUGUCAUGUUGAGCUUGGAAUUCUGCGAAGGGUCCACCAUGCUAACAUCAUCCGUCUGGUGGAGGUGUUUGAAACUCCUCACCGUGUUUAUCUUGUCCUUGAGCUGGCCACUGGAGGAGAGCUGCUUGAUCGUGUAGUUUCUCGAGGUUUCUUCACAGAGCGUGAUGCCACCAAAGCUCUAGUCAUGGUGUCCAGAGGACUGAGCUACAUACAUGCACUGGGAGUAAUUCACCGAGACUUGAAACCAGAAAACUUGCUGUACUACCAUCCAGGGCAGGACUCACGCCUAAUCAUAACUGACUUUGGCCUGGCCUGCUGGAGUCGGAAAAGCCAGAUGGUGGAAUGUGAUGUGAGAACACUAUGCGGUACUCCAGAGUACCUGGCUCCUGAGAUGGUGGCUGGUAGGACCUAUGGCUGUGAAGUGGACAUGUGGGCCUUGGGCGUGAUCUCCUACAUUGUUCUGAGUGGUUCCAUGCCCUUCGAGCAGCGCAGCCAGCCUCGUCUGUUCAAGGCCAUUCUUAGAGGCAACUACAGCUUCCAUGGCCAACCAUGGAGCUCAAUCUCUAACCAAGCCAAAGACUUCAUAGAGCGCCUGCUGAGUGUCAAGCCAGAGCAACGAAUGACUGCAGAGCAAGCUCUUAAACACCCCUGGCUGCUGAACAUGGCUGCCUGCUCCUCUAACAAGAACCUUCAUCGGCCGAUAUCACAAAAUCUCCAUCAGAGAGCUUCACGGGCCUCCAAUUAUAGCUCCAGUUCACGCUCAGUCCCUGAGUCACGAUCUGUCGUGAGUUCUCGGUCACAAUCACGUCUGGAUUCUGGACAAUUAGCUAGAAUCAGAUGUCAGCACAGUGUGGCAGUGUAUGCUUAA